This is a messenger RNA of Indicator indicator, 516 nucleotides long. Its product is annotated as adenosine 5'-monophosphoramidase HINT1-like. Gene Ontology annotation, biological process: purine ribonucleotide catabolic process. Lineage: Eukaryota; Metazoa; Chordata; Aves; Piciformes; Indicatoridae. Gene Ontology annotation, cellular component: nucleus; cytoplasm. The record is from RefSeq and is a predicted model, not a curated record. Gene Ontology annotation, molecular function: hydrolase activity.
GGUCAAGCGAAAACGACAGGCGAGACAGCCAAUCGAGACGCGGGAUCGGCCGGCGGCGAUCUGGCGGCCCAAUGGGCGCCGCGGAGGGCCUGGCCGAGCGGAGGAAGCGCGGGGGCGACGGCGGGCCUCGUCGCGGCCGAGGAGAUUAUCGGGGAGCGGGCCGUCCAGCCCCGUGGUGCCCCUGCUGUCUUCGGAAAGGUCAUCGGCAAGGCGCUACCCGCCUACGUCAUCGACGAGGACGAGGAGUGCCUUGUGUUCCCUGAUCUUUCACCCCACGCCCCGCCGCUUUUCCUGGUCAUGCCUCAGGAGCCAAUUAUCAGGUUAUCUGAAGCAGAAGAUUCUGCCCGAUCCCUUCCUGGGCAUUUGGUGACCGUUGGCAAGAAGCGUGCUGCUCACCUGGGCCUCAGCGAUGGAUUCCGGGUGGCUGCGGAUGAAGGGCCCGAGGGUGGGCAGUCUGUCUAUCGCGUACAUCUACGUAUUCUGGGUGGCCAUCGGUUGGGCUGUCCGCCUGGCUAA